AUGCUUUCUGAUCCGGUGGUGACACCUGACAUAAUUUUAUUAGAAAAUAGCGGCACGGCGUGCGCUCAUUGGCUAGCCGCGACUAUAGAUAUUAAAUCCAAGGUAAUAAGCACUCUACAAAGAAGGCCGAAAGUUUGGCAGAAUCGCAGAAGAUUAGUAAUGGAGCCACCGAACGACGCUCACGGUACGGCUAGAGCUCAGGGUUUGGAUCAUCGUGAAGACCAUACUACGUCCUCUUUAUUGGAGCUGGUUCCAAGUUUGGAGCAUUCAAUCGUUGGUAUAUUGAAUCACAACGGCGAGCUAAAUGAUCAAGAUUCAGGUAGGGGCUAUCUUGUUAGGGUAACAAAUCUUCGAAAAUUUUGUACUCAUCACUCACAUUAACUCAGUAUUAUAAAAAAUAAAUUUUCUAAUGACUUGAGUGAGAGCUCCUUCUAAUUUAAUUCACUUGAUAUAUGCCUUAACAGAUAGCGGCAAGAACGGCUGUAUAGACGGCAAAGGCUCCCCAACUGAGCACAAGAGGAUUGAUACUGUUUCUCUAGAUGAUGAAGAUAGAAAGGGCAGUGAUACCCAAGGCGUCAAACAGAAGCGACAUCGCACUCGAUUUACUCCAGCCCAGCUGAACGAGCUCGAGAGAUGCUUCGCUCGCACGCAUUACCCCGACGUGUUUAUGAGAGAAGAUCUUGCAGCACGGAUUGGACUGACAGAAUCGCGAGUUCAGGUACAAAUGUUAAAGACCGGCAAUAUAUGAUUAACUCGAUAUCAGUGGGAGAAAAAUAGCAGUUUAAGGAUCUUUUGGCAUAAUGAAGUUUAUGUAACGGUUUGUUUUGAGAUGAAUAACAAAAACGCUCCUCCGUAUAAAUACCUCUUAAUCUUUGGCACUUUUUUUCCAGCAACUUAGUCGUACAAAGCGGGCAGACGUUAGCUAGUUAGAGUUUAGUAUCUGAUUUCUGUUAAAUGAUAAAAUCGUUUACGCCGCCACCAAUUUUUUCCGGCUAUAAUGAUAUAUUUGUAUACUUUUCGCCCUAAUCACUUUCACACUGCGGAAAGACUAGCACAAACCUUUCAAUUCAAAGACGCUGUCUCGGGGAAUUAUGUCAGUAAGCGAGCAAUAUUUGCAAGAAGAAAUCAAAUUUUUAUUGCUGCGAGGACGAUUUAUUAUUUUUAUCGCGGACACAACAAGAAUUGCCUUUGUGGUAUUAAUUUGCUUUUUGUUUUGAGAUACGCUUUACCGGUGGUCUUCAGCGAGCGAGAAAUGGCACGUCCCUCGCGGCUAAAUUUCUCGUCAAAUGAUUAUAAACCGUGUGGAAAGAUAGAUGGGUUCGCAAACCGUGGGUUGUUCCUUUUGAUUCCCUAUUUCCCGAGCGCUUGACCGUUGGCGUGGCAGAACUCUCAGAGAGAAGGUAGACCACACAUCUCUGAAUGUACACAAUGAAUAGAUUAUUAAAAACAUAUUCAAUAGCAAUGGCCAAAAUAAACCUAUUGGAAAUUCUAAUGAAGCGAGCCAAACGGAAAGCCCUCUCGUGAUUUUUAAAAUUUAUCUGCAAGCUAUUAUGUCUAAGAAGGGCAAGUGAAUAAUGGGUGCUGCUGAAAUGGAAACUAUUAUCUCGAAACAGUGUGUUGCAUUUGCCAACCGUAGUUGUGUUUACACCGGCGUAGAAAUAAUUACUUUCAAGUAUUUUAGCAGAGUGGAGGUGUUCUUUUCUGUUUUGACUUUGCUGUCGGGGUAAUUGGAAAGUUUUUCUUGCCUUCUUCUGAUACUACAUUAGAGUGUCGAAGCUUGUCAAAUUUCGGUUAUCGCAGAUUCGAUAUUAAACGAUGGAAAUGAGGUACUACAUCUCGCUUAUAAACACCUGUUUCAAUACAUUCUGCGCGUUGAUCGCGGACAGCUGAAUUCUACUUUAGUUCUGAAAAUUCCUUCUAGAAAUAUAAAGUGGUUUUUGGUUCUGGAAAAACAAAAUGUUAUCGAUAUCUGUGGUAAAGUUAUAUGUACUGUAACUUUGUAAACAUAGCUUUAUCUUCAAGGAAGGGAAAAAAACUUCUAUAAACUAUUCACUUUCACAUUAAAAAGUACGUGAAAUUGAAAAGUCACAUGCAAGAUAUUAAUUUGCCCCUGGAGCUAAUAAAUUCUGGACUACGUUUUGUCGAGCUUUUAGUUAGCUUCAGGUAGAGCUUUAAACAUUUUUCAUGAAGUCAUUUUCCAGGAGAAACAGUGUUGCGUAUUAGAAAGGCAGACAAGUACGGAGCUCGUUAGAGGAGAGAGUGAUUUGAAAGACAAAGCAAAGACCGGUGUUUUUCAAUAUAAUUAGAAUACCUAUAAAGGCGGGCGGGUUCGCUUAGCUCUCCUGUAAUUACAUUUUUCAUUUCAGCGUGUUCUUGGUCGCAUACUUAUAAAGGACAGCGAACUUAAGAAGUGGAUUACCUCAAAACCGCCUUAGAAUUAAACCGUGCCGGGCAUCAAAACCUGUUUACUUAGAAAAAAUAUUUGGCGUGGUUCAAAAUCCGCUAUUUUGAGCUACUUUGUACUGAGAAGUCUAUUUUUGGUCACCAAGUCGUGUUUGGAAAACGCACUGAUUUUUUUGGAGGAUUCUUUUAGUGUAACCUUUCAUUCGAAUUUACACUUAUGUUUUUGCUGGUUCUCCUCAGUGUAGUCAGUAAUGAAAUUAAAGAUAAUUACUGCAAAACCAGGGUUCGUAUCUCUUUUGGUUACUCGUAUUGUACUGAGCGAUUGUUCGGAGAACUAAAUGAUUAGGAAUACAAAGGAACCAGAGUCAUAACCACAAUUAUGUUAUUUUCGCGUCUCGCUGAACGACUACGGAAUUAAAAAGUCACUAAAAACGUAUUAGUAUAUGAUGCUUGACUGUUAUUCCUUGUUUUGUUCUAAAUAGGUAGUUCAAUAGAUUGGUUCUUGGAAAAGACUUUUAUAAUUAGGGCCUCAAUCUUGUCGUCGAAAGCAAAAUGUUACGCUUAGAUUACAUGUACUCUGUGUUUGAACAUAAAAAAAAUUGUGUGGUGUAUACGUUAUCGCGAAGAAAAGACGCUUGUACUUUUGGGUAAGCAAAUUGUUUUGAACAAGUCGUACUAAAUUGAAAAUAUUAGCUCACUCCAUGGGUGGUUAAUUUUUAGGCGUGUCAAACCCGCGCUUCUGGCAAUGACACAAGGGAGAGAACGACCCUGACCCCUAGAAAGAAAAACCUAAACAGUUUACUUAAAUCUUAAGCUUCGUUGUAAAACUUAAAUUAAUCGUCAAUUGUAAGGAAAUACAACCAGAAAAUAUUAAAUGUAACCUUAAAUCACAUUUCAUUUAAAAAUGACGCCUGUGCAGUUUAACUGCUAUUGACACAAAAGUUUGUACCCCAAGAAACUCAACGCGGAUUUGCGCACCUUAGCUGUGUUAAAGGGAUUUGAUUCACUGCGACAAGCCAGACACGCGGCGGUACGGAACACUGAGGCAAUACCAAAAUUAUUUACCGGGAUAUAUUCUGAACCAUUGUACAAAAUAUUCUAUAGCGGUCGGCACAUUGGCGGCACAGAUCCGUGUUUGCUUUAGAGGUAUCGAUAGGUUACGCCGGGUUGAUCAAAGUGUAAAAUGAAAACAUCAAGUCUAUUGUUUGCCUUUUCUGCUCGCUUAAAAAAUAAAACCGAAAUUUUUAAAAUAGAAGUAAAUCACUCCACUGUCGUCAAGGAUUUGGGUAUUUCCUUGGCUCUUUGUCUGGUCACUGCGCUACAAGUUAUUGAAGGUUUAAUGGCUUUAUUAACGACGAUUGGCGAGAAAUCUCUUAAGCGGUGGAUGUCAAAGAUGGAAUAUUGUGAGAAAAGGGCCGGCUUCGCCAGCAAGAAUGUUACUAUAUGUUCAGUUGGGGUUAUUAAGUAGAAAUCCUUUGUCGGCAAAUAAUAAAGCAUGGUUUUUAUUCUAACAAAUCCGUGGCAAACGCAAUCUUAAAACUAAAAACAAAUUGAAGAUAGAUUGAAUACGGAUUGCAAAUGGUACAAAAGUUUUUAUGCCGGAUUUAAUACACCUUAGAAAUACGUGCAACGUAAGAAAAAGUGUACAUUUCCCUUUGCCAGCCCCGCGAAAAAUGUUUACUUCACAUAUUUAAAGAAUUAUAUUUUAAAUUUAGCUAAUAGUUUUCUUAAUCAUCAAAGCUAAACAGCUUCAAACAGAACAAAACUAGAAAUAACUUUUAUUUUGGUGGUGUAUCAUAAACCUGAGAGGAGAUGCGUGUGAAUUUUGCUAACAAAGCAUUACCAUAUUUUCCAUAUUUUCGAAGAGAAAUUUUGGACUCCGUUGAGGCUUAAAUAAGGUUGUCUUGAAGUUUUCCAUCGUUGCUUUUAAAUAUUUUGGAAUAAAAAGAGAGUCUUGAAGUAAAAAAAGGAAAUUUAAGGAAAGCCGACGGUGGACAGCAUAUGCUUGAUUUUCUGUACCCAAGGCGGCAACCUGGUGCCGCUUUGUUAACUGAACGGGUACCAGGUCAUGAUAAUUUUCGGACUAUUCAAAUCUUUGUAAAAAUCACAGCUAAACCCGAUACUUUUCUUCAGUGAUAAGGUUUUUCUGAGAAAUCUUUAGUCAUAGCUAUUCAAGAAGCAGCUGCGAGUUUUGAGAAAUCUUUGGGAACUUCAGGAAAUAAAUUACGUGGGGUUAGUCAAUUUCCUCGGGUAUACCUCAAACAAUUAUUUUCAAUCGAUACGACUACCUGCUAGUUUCUUAUUUCAUCGGUUUUUAGCUGGAGGAAGAGUCGUGUUGUAUACAUGUGCUUUUUAUACAAACAAAAGUAUCAUUUUAAUAGUACACUUUGUUAGCGACUUAAGAAGCAAUUGGGUUUACGGGGGGCUCGCCAAUUUCUUUCAGUGUGAUUUUAAAGAGAUACCUCUUUCAAACGAUACAAUAAGGUACUUUCAUGUAUUUUUUGUAAAGUUAUUUUUUAGGUGAGAUAAGAAGUUGUGUUAUACAUGUGCGUUUUUCUUUAUACAAACAAGUGUAUCAUUUUAACUGUUAACAUUCCCAACGGACAGUUAGUUUCUUUCCCGUUAAAUUGGUGCCUUGUCUUAUUGAUAGAAAAAGUUAACAUUCAACAUUUUUUUCGAAUUCCUCAGACCUAGGUUUUUGUUAUUAAUGUAAGCAAUUUCUCCUUCCAAUUCGAGUAUUUUGCUUUCUUAUUUUUGCUGGUUAGGCACAAUGCAAACUUCAUCAAAAUUAGCAUUUUUUGUGUUUGCACAUAAAACUAAACAACCAAGAUUUGUCGGCGAAGUAAAAGCUUACUCACUUCUGUUUUGGCUCUAUUCAACAUAGGAGAAAAACACUUUAUUUAUUAAAAAAGUGACGAGGGUGACUUUAACAAUGAUUGAGAUACUUCAUUCUUUGUUUUAGUGUCUCUAGAGUAGGGGAAAAAAAAGAAUAUAACGUUUAGUUUGUUGUAAUACCCGAGCUUGUUAAAUUUCAAGUGACUUCUUGUAAAAUGCGAAAUAAUUGUUUGCAAAUCGACAUAAUCAUUUUCCGACAAUGCCGCGAAGAAGAUUAAUUAAAAACUUCACUCGUAUGUUUAAACAGCUUUCUGGGAACAAAUUUUGUCAGCCCUGGUUUCCUCUCCUACGUAGAACGCUCUCUGAGUGUAGGAAAAUAGCAAUUUGAUUUCGCUAUCAGAGGCUAUCUACGAAGAACAAUCGUUCAUCCUGCGUAUUCAGAAUGCAAUUAACAGUAUUCAAUCUCAAUUUCCACUUAGAUUGCCUCGUCCACAAAGGUGUGGUUUCUGUCCUUUUUUUAAAUUAACUUUUUCACUGCGAAGCAUUUUUUAAAACCCAAGGCUAUUUUUAUUGUACGUCGCAUUUUUCCCAAAAGAAGGGAUUCAUAGUUUUAGUAUGUUAAAAAUUUCUUAUCAAUUUGUUAGUUAAUAGUCUCCUUCAGGAGUUUGCGCAACUUAUAAACAAAUUGGGGCAUGUUUUACUUUUGUAUUCGUUGAUGUUCGACUUCGAUUAAGCCACUGAUGCUGUAUGUUUUGCCAAUGAAGUGAAUAUACAGUAACUUUGAAUUGUGAAAACAUGCGCUAACAUUUCGCAAAUCAUGAUGCAGUAUUUACGUUGUAAAAGUGGCCUUCAGCCAAGUGAUCUUUCAUCGAGGGGAAACAUCGUCAAAAUAAUUUAUUCGCCGCAGGUAGUAUCUACAAAUGGCUACGCUGAAAGCGGACAGUACCGAAGACGAGAAAUCGUUAAUAAGUUCAAAAUUUUGGAUGAAUUUACCCCCAUUAAGGUAGCACUUUAUUAAGAGAAAUUUUCAUGAAGAUAUUUGACAUUAGGUCUCUCGAAGAACACGUUCUGUGCAUAAUAUGAAGAAUAGUCGUUGAGAUGGAAAUGUCUAACUCUUUCAAUUUAAGUUAAACUGAAAAUAAACAAAUAAUAGAUAUACAAGAAGUAUAAACUUAAGUGUUCGGCAAAGUCUUGAAUUCUGAACGUCUUUAAAUUUGCAACGCAGUUUUUCGAAACUGAAAAAAGUCUGGUAAAUGGAGAGAAAAUCUGGAAAAAUGGUAAAAAAAUUGAAGUUUUUCUUAAGCUACAACAAGUACUUUGUAAGUGAACUUUUUCCCGUGGUCAAAUCUCCUUCAGUCUUGCCCGUAACAUAGAAUGUUACGGGCAUUUUUCUCGUAGAAUGAGAAGUUUCAGAACUCUCUAUGUCUGCAUUGCACCCUGAUAACUUUACGUUUGCAGUACAUCAAGAGAAAAGAUUGGUUCUGAUAGUUUCCUUUCAAUGUUUGUGUUGAUCAUAUAUUUGAGAACCUUGAGUCCAAAAAGACUGAAAUUAUUGUUCUGGAAAAAAAUCUUGAAGUUUGGAUCCAAAAAUCUGUACGCACCCUGGUUGAGGAAAUAUGUCAUGUAAUAAGUACAAGUUCUAGUUGUUUGGAGAUACAUAUAGUGUGAAAAUCCAUGUAAAGCUAUCGCAGAAGAACCUCUACAUUGUGAUAUAUGAGUUAUUUUUCACUGAGCUUUUCUUCUCAAAACAUAGCCGGUUGUAUUGUUGUUGUUGUUUUUUUUUUCUUCUAAUUUUUUAUAUUUGGAGCCCUUGGGAAGAAACGUUUUUUCUUACUGAUCAAUUUUAGCUGAGGCAUAACAAGUCGGUCUUACUUUUGAGCCCGUUUAAGGAAUCCUGUUUUUAUGAUCAAUCAAAUAAAACCCUUCCAGUGAUACUGUUACGUGGAUCUAUUUGUUUUACAACAUAUAGCAGGACAACAAGAAGGAUUUUUUUUGCGAAUGUUUAUUUGCAGGUACUUGAGGUAGUGAUAAUAUUAUUGUGUAGUCGAAUGCCGUUUCCCUCUUAUGUCCCAUUCACGCUAACAAAGCUGGCAUAUUUUAUCAAACUCGACCUUUUUAAAAAAGUAAGAAAAUAAGUGGGAGAAGACUGGGUUUUAUACAGGAUUCGGCAAAUCAGCGUUAACUUGUGCCUUCAAAAAUAUAUAUAUAUAUCAUUUUAAAACGGUGUGGAUAGGGAAUAAGUCAAAAUGAUAUGGACCUUACAACGGCGUCUCCUUGGUACAACGGAAGGGUCAAUCUGUCCUGUGCGUUUCAAGGAGACACCUGUGGGUCACCCAUCCCGACCAAAUGACCAUCACCAUCACCAUCUGUAACCUUGAAAGUUACUUAGCUAUGGUUUCUUUGAAAAGACAAGCCGACUGAUCAUCAUGUUUUUCCCUUGUAGGUUUGGUUCCAAAAUCGUCGAGCAAAAUGGAAAAAACGCAAGAAGACGGCGGCUAUUCUCCGUCCUCCAGCGCCCAUUCUGCCUUCCCACAUGGCACAGGCAUAUAAUCCAAGCCCCAUAGCGGACUCCCUAUGUACCUUCCACAAUGACCACAGGUGGCCCACCACAGUAGGCACAGCCAUGCCAACAAUGGCACCAGUUACCACUCCUUCUCUACCGCUAUCGCCCCCGCACCAUCCAUUCGCACAGACUGGGCACGAUGUACUCCAGCAAUCGUAUUCACACCAGUCGUCUAUGCCUCGGUCGCAUCUGAGCAUGUCCAUUCAACAACAAGGGAACUCGCCAGCUCAGCCAACCUUUCAACAACCGUUCGUUGGCACCAGAGAGAUGCCAAUAUCGUCGUCGCCAUCUCUUCAAGAUAUUCAAUGCAGUAUUCCUAAUGGUGGAGAGUUAUGGCGGGGCUCGAGUAUAGCGUCUUUAAGAAGAAAAGCACUUGAACAUAAGGCCGCAUUUACGUAUAGAUAAGUGGUAUGCCAGUACAGUUACGGCGUUGGGUCAACGCCUAGACUUUCAACCAGCGAGAUAAAUCGAUAUACUUACUUUACGCUUAUGCUCCAUCCACCUACAAUGAAAAAUUUUACAUGUAACAUAUUAGUGAAAUAAUCAGUACAGAAGAAAGCUUAUUAGGUCGUCCUAUCAGUCGUUCUGCUUUAUUCGCUAAAGAGAUUUUAAAAUUAGAAAUUACCUGGUUUAAGUGAAAACGUAUUUGUCUCCUUCUUUUUUAAAAAAACUUUCUCUCUAAUUUUGGAACUUCCCGAACGUAAAAGAUCUUUGACUUGUAGAAAAAGUUUAUUGAACAAUAAUUUGCCGUGUUAUGCCAUAUAUUGACCAGAGAGCAAACUUUCAAUAGAUUGAAAUGGACAAUUUGGGAAACAUCAGGAAACUUGCCAAUCAAGGUGUAGAACUGGAUGGACUGGUGCUUUGAUCUAUGAAGAGAGGAUAAAGAGACCCCUCUGACUCGUCAUCCAACACACACUGAAAUCAUUUUGAAUGUAGCACGUCCCAUUUGUACGUUUUAAUCGUUCUUUUUUUCUUGGUUCGUUUCCAAGUUCAGUUAUAGUGUUUUUUUCAGUGAUGUUAAACAGGCCUUUGGACCAUAACAAAAAUAUUGGACAUACAAACAGGUUCAUUCUUCCUGAAUCCUGGGUACGCUGGGCACAAUAAUAAGAGAAAAAUCGGGUAAGACCAUUGAUGCUAAUAAUCCAGUCAAAUUUGCUUUAAAUUUGUGACCUCGUUUAAAGUUUUUGUAGAAACCAUCAUUUCCAGCGUAGUAUAUCACUCUUGCAUCACUAUAGGGAAAAAAUAAAUCACGAACUAUUUAAGGGUUUGACGCAAAUUGAUCAAAGCAGCUGUCAAAAGUUAAUCAAAAGUUAAUUAUCAAGUACGAAGUGCAACGAAAACUUAAUCGAAAGGUCUUUACUACAUGGUGUGGACUCCUCACGUGGUGCAGUUCUGUUUCAUCAGUAAAUUACUGUUUCAGCGUCAAAAGAUGCCAGAAGACCUGCACUAGAGUAAGCGUUAAAUUGCGUUUAAAUCUUUUCGCCAGGUUAUUGAGAAAAUUAUUUCUGUUUUGAAAAAUAUUUUUUGAACACAUACGUAAUUUUGCAAUUGAGUUUCAUUUUAUAUUAUGUAAGUUAUAAACGUUUAUUUGGAAGAUAGAUUGCUUUCUUUUUUAACCAGCUGAAGAACCCACGAAAGCAAGAAAUUACAUUCAUAGUUUCCUUGUUGGAAACUUUCUACACAC
Molecule: messenger RNA, 9485 nt
Organism: Porites lobata
Lineage: Eukaryota; Metazoa; Cnidaria; Anthozoa; Scleractinia; Poritidae
Source: the annotation of a GenBank genome assembly